Messenger RNA from Amblyraja radiata (thorny skate), 2718 nucleotides. It is a transcript of the gene zbtb24, whose product is annotated as zinc finger and BTB domain containing 24. The coding region runs from base 172 to 2373 and encodes 733 amino acids. NCBI's taxonomy places the organism in Eukaryota, Metazoa, Chordata, Chondrichthyes, Rajiformes, Rajidae. Gene Ontology annotation, biological process: regulation of transcription by RNA polymerase II. Gene Ontology annotation, molecular function: DNA-binding transcription factor activity, RNA polymerase II-specific; protein binding. The transcript has 8 exons. Gene Ontology annotation, cellular component: nucleus. The record is from RefSeq and is a predicted model, not a curated record.
GGCGGCGGCCGCGGCGGGAGUGAAGGGAGACUGAAGCCGCCAUCGGGCCCCGGGCCGCACGCAAUGCAGCAUAAUUUGUUUUGUAUGAUAAAAUUCUGAAAGAACUGGUGUGCCCAAGAACAAAAUAACUAUUUGAUAAGGAAUGCCACGUACAUUUGACAAAUUAUCAGCAUGAUGGCUGCCACACUGCCCGAUGGCCCUCCCUCUUCCCUUGUCAUCCAGUCUAAGACUCAUAAAGACACCAUCCUGACUAACUUUGAGGAACAGAGGAGACGAGACUUUCUGUGCGACAUCACUCUGAUUGCUGAGGACGUUCACUUCAAAGCCCACAAAGCGCUGCUGGCGGCCAGCAGUGAGUAUUUCUCUCUGAUGUUUGCCAGCGAGAGGCAGCAAGGACAAGGCGUGUACGUGCUGGAUGGAAUGGGCGCCGACACGUUCGGCGCAGUGCUGGAGUUCAUGUACUCUGGGCGCCUGAAUGUAUCGGAGAGGUCCAUCCAGCACAUUGUGAGCACAGCCGAGGUGCUGAAGGUGACAGACUUGAUCAAAGCCUACGCCGACUAUCGGGACGGCCAGUUGCACGUGAAGGUGUCGCCGGCUUCCGACGGGGUUAAAGCGGCGGUGGCGCAGGACGAGCGGCGGGCGAAGCCGAAACGCAAGAGGGGGAGGCCUCGCAAGUGCGAGCAGGCGGGGGCGGGCGGGAGUGACGCCGACUGGGAGACGGGAAGCGGCCCACUGGAGCUCGGAGUCAAACCGGGCCGACCUGCGGAAGGAGCGGACGGUCAAGCGAGGGGCGAGGGCGACGGCGGAGGGAGGCGGAGCGGUGGCGCCGCCGCCGCCGAUGAACCGGACGGCAGUGGCGACACAGAGGCAGAGCGGCUGCGGCCGACGCCGGCGCAAGGUCACGAUCGCAGGCUGGCGGGCCGAAGCCGCUGCAGCAACCGCAGGAUCCAAAGGCCCAUGAAGCUGCUGGGCUACAAGCUGGGCACGGCCGAGGAGGACGAGGACAAAACAAGGAGGCGCGGGAGGAAGAGGAAGUAUCCGAACGAUGAGGCCAAGUGCGAAGACUGCGACAAAGUGUUUAAGAAUCACUACUUCCUCACCAUACAUCAAAGGACACACACAGGUGAACGACCGUUCAAGUGUUUUGAAUGCGGUAAAGGGUUUUCACAGAAGCACACACUUCAGGUUCACGAGCGCAUGCACACGGGGGAGCAUCCUUAUCAGUGCACGGUCUGUCAGAAGUCUUUGACCACCAAGCAUUCUCUUCUGGAGCACAUGAGCCUGCACACAGGAAAGAAGGCCUUUAACUGUGACCAGUGUGGAAAGCUGUUUACUCAGAAGAGGCAACUGAAGAGCCAUUAUAGGGUGCACACAGGUCAGUCUUUGCCUGAAUGUGCGCAUUGUCAUCGUAAAUUCAUGGAUGCUGCACAGCUCAAGAAGCACGUGAGAACCCACACAGGUGAGAAACCAUUUACAUGUGAGAUUUGUGGUAAAUGUUUCACUGCUAAGAAUACCCUGCAGACCCACAUACGAAUCCACAGGGGAGAGAAGCCGUUUUCCUGCACCGUGUGUGGAAAGUGCUUUGCCGAUCCGAGCGCCAAACGUCGGCACGACGCCAUGCACACCGGGCACAAGCCGUUCGUUUGCCCGUCGUGCAACCAGCGGUUCACCCGCGCCGACAACCUGAGGUCCCACAUGAAGAUUCAUGGCAAGGAGAGGAAGGUGCCGGGGGCAGUGAGCAUUGGCGGUGCGGAGGAGGUGAAGACCAUACUGCAGCUUCAGCAGUAUCUGCCCGCGUCGGGGGAACAGCAGAUACAACUGGUGGUGACCGACGAUGUCCACAACAUCAACUUCAUGCCCAGCCACGGGGAGAGCAUCAGCAUCAUAUCGGCGGGAGAGUCGCCCAGCCUGCCCGAGGACCAGGCCUCAGACCUGGCCAUGAUCACCCAGCCAGCUGAGCACAUGCAGAGCCUGACCCUGGUGUCCCAGCCCGGCCAGACGGCCCUGGGCGUGGCGGAGGGCCAGACGGCCGGCGGGCAGACGCAGCCGGUGCACGUCAUCACCCUGACCAAGGAGGAGGUGCAGAGCCUCCGCGACCAGGCCCGGCAGCUGCACGUCACGCCUCACGGGAGCUUGCAGCCUCUCGGCCUGGGACAGGAGCAAGCCGCCCAUCCAACCCCCCCGCCCCAGGAGCAAGCCCCACGCCUCCAGCACCACCGACCCGCACGGGCCUCGCAGCCGCCCAGCCAAAGAAAGGCCGCGAACCAAGGUUCACAGCCAGUGCAGGGACAACACGUUGCAGAGCACACAUUCCAACUGCAGGCCGGCACUGUCUCCUACCUCUAUGCUGCCAACGUGGUCUCACAGAACUAGGGAGAUGACGCUGCGUCUCAAAUGUGUAUCACGCUGUCUCUUGCCUAUGCACCACCAACUAAAUCACACAGAACUAGGGCAAUCACACUGCAUUUCGGCACACUGUUUCUUACCCCCAUACCCCACUGUUUCUUACCCCCAUGCCGCCAAUUUAGUCUCACAGAACUGGGGCGUUCACACUGCAUUUGAACUGUGCACCCCAAUGACCAAGGGGCCUGUUUCCACUCUGAAACAAGUACACAAAUUUCAUAUUGAUCAUUGAUCAGUUGGUGCCACAUGUAACACUUCCUUAAGCAAGUUACUUUGUUAAAAGCAAUCAGCCUUUCAAUUGAUUUUGUCAGAUCA